AUGUACUAUGCAGAGCAAGCAGCUGAGCAAGGACCAAGGAGCAAGCCCAGCCAGAUGAAGGCUAUUGACUUCGCUUUCCGUUCUGUAACUGCGGGGCUGGGAGUGGCAACUAUUGCUUUGGGGGCGGGCCUGAUUGUCAACGUCAUCAGUGGCCUCUCAUACCACGCUGCAGUUCCAAAGCCUGAACAGAAGCUGAACGAGCAGGAGCGGUCCUAAGCUCGAUAAAGUCCUGUGGCCGUUGAUCAGCUCCCGUAAAAGCGAAAAAGAGAGGCACAAUGGCAGGGGGCGGGAUG
Molecule: messenger RNA, 293 nt
Organism: Klebsormidium nitens
Lineage: Eukaryota; Viridiplantae; Streptophyta; Klebsormidiophyceae; Klebsormidiales; Klebsormidiaceae
Source: the annotation of a GenBank genome assembly